Nematocida homosporus is the source of this 678-nucleotide messenger RNA. RefSeq lists its product as uncharacterized. Lineage: Eukaryota; Fungi; Microsporidia. The record is from RefSeq and is a predicted model, not a curated record. The coding region runs from base 1 to 678 and encodes 225 amino acids. The transcript has a single exon.
AUGGAAAGUGAGAAGAUAGGCCAUAAGAAAGCCCGUCUGGGUGUUUUAUCUUUAGUUCCUGAUGCAGUUAGUGAAGUUCUUAAAGAUGGCGUUAAUUUACAGGAAUUCCGAAAACGAGGGCAAAUAAUCAACAAUAGCCACAGCCAGGCCAUUGAUGCGGCCUUAGCGACUAUACCUACCUAUCCCCAGACUGUGGCAUCUGCCCAUUCGACCGUCAAUCCUUCCUCUGUUCGUCCCAGUCCAAUUAUAACUACAUCCAAUCCUAAUGCGAAUGUUACACUGACCCAAUGGACGAUUAAGCUAGUGCCAGAUGAAGAUGAGCUCUGGAUUGUGGUGUUGGGUCUGAUUAAAGGCAGUGAGAAGAUCAUUCAAAGCUCAUUUAUCAAAAAGCGGAUAUCACCCCAUUGUGUGAUGAGUAAAGGUACAACUUACAUUCUGGAUGGACAGUUUGACGAUUCUAUCCCGCCUUAUCCUAACUUCCGGGCGGCUACUAUGAAGAAGUUCCAGACUGGGUUUCCUAUGCACUGGCAGUCUAUCAUUCGCACUGAGAUUGCGUAUAUUGAGGCCAAAGAGAAUCAAGAGGAGGGUAAUGGCCAUGUCAAUAGCAGCAAUAGUGCCAAUGAAGAGCAUGCCCUGCCGGCCAAGACCAAUAAGACUUCUCGGCGGCGCAAAGCCUAG